UGUACUUCAGCUUAGAUUAACAUUCAGAACAUCACGAAGCACUACGCACUUCUGCAACUUUUCUAAUCUUUCGGCUGCAGCCCCUCUCGUACAGAUGCUGGCAGUGAUACCAUGAGACCUUCAGAGGGAGGAGAAAUAAAAAGGGCAUGCGAGAGAGAGAGAAGAUGACAAAUUAACAGGAUAUUGGUGUCACUUACGUUUUUGUGUGUAGGGUUUCACAUGUGCAGUUUGGUCCUGGCGGUCGGCGUUAGCAGUUUAUUCAGGUGGAUAUCCGAAACAAAAGACUAGAUUUGCUUACGUAGAAAUCUCCUAAAUCGAGUCACUCAAGAAGGAACAUCAUGAGGCUCAUUUUCAGCAAUGCCCUGAUGUCUCUUGUUCUUGGAUCUUGUUUCAUGACCAAUCAGUCACAAGAGCCAGAUAAGACAAACACAAAUGCCUCCAUAACAUUAUCGAAUGAGACUGUGGAAACAACAUUUAGUGCUAAAAGCACCAGCACGGUAAUACCCGGAAAUACUGUUAUCAAACUAACAAUAGAUAAAGAUCUGGUUCGUUCAGAACCCACACAGUAUUAUCAAAUGAGUACAGAGAUUGAAAAAACAACAGCUAAGGUUACUAUUGAACCUGUUAGUGUGACCAAACAGACAACACCAACAUCUGUUCCUGAAAGAACAACUCCUCAAGAAUACACCACACUGGCUUUAGAAACAGUCUCCACACUUACUUUGACUGAAUCAGCAACUUCAGAUUCCUUGCCAAGCACGAGUCUGCAUGAAACCACUGGUGGCCUUACCAUUGUUGACCUGACCAGUUCUGGACAUCACGAAUAUGAGACCACCACAGCAACAGUUGCCAUGACUACUAGUUCAACAAAAGCCCUCGACCCCACAACCAUAAUUUCUAAACAACCCAUAGACAUGAUUGAGUCGACACCCAUCACAUUCCAAACUGUGGACAUCACGACAGAAGCAGUGGACACCACGUCUCUUGACGUUACAUCAAUGACCACAACUACACCUCUACUCUCUACAUCACAGUUUUUUCACGAAUCUCCUGAACUAGAUCACACAACGCCUGAAGAUGACUCACUCUCCGCCCAUUCCACACCUUCCACCAUGGGUGGAAUUGUGAGGGGAAGUAUCUUUCCCCUCCAGACCAAUUGGCUUUUAAUAAUCAUAGUGUGUGCUGUCAUCAUUUGUGUGCUAUUAGCAGGCAUGCGUUUGUUCGUCCAGCGGCGAAAGAAAAACGCCUCGCGGAAGUUCGACCCAGGGUACGUGAAUGGACAAAGUAAAAAGUCCAAGAAGAAAAAGGGGGCGGAGAACAAUGCAUGGGCAGGGCCUGUGCAUCUGGAGGCUGAAGAGGGAGUGGAAUGUGAUGGAGAAGUACAGGGGGCUCUGAUGCCUUGUGAUGGAAACAGGGAUGAAGAUAUGGUGCUCAGCACUUUUUCUGCCCUGGAAACAGAUGACACACGUAAUGGUGGAGUGGGCGGAGAAGGAACCAAAGAGGCAAAGAUAUGGGAGGAUCAAGAACCUCUGCUUUACAUAGAUGAGGAUGUGAAGGAGGACAACAUGGGAAAUAGAGCGGGAAGUAAUGACACACAGGAAGUAAAUGAGAAAGUAGGUAAUGGAGAGAAGAUGCCAAAUGGACGAGAAACAUUCUGUAUCACCACUGCUGUCUGAACAUUUUUAAAAACAAAUCUAUUUAUGAAUAUAUUUCGAUCCAUUGAAUUAGAUCCAGUGAAACAUAAAUUCACUUUUAAUGCAAAAUAAUGACUGAAUUUAUUAAGCGUUGUUUAAUUUUAUUAUGAUUGAAUUCAUUAUGAUUCUAUAUUCCACUUCCUGUAAUUUUGACCUGCAUUGUCUGAAUUUUAUUUUGCACCGAUACAAGAGAUUUAUACAAUAUGCAAUUAAAUUAACUAAUUCAGAGAGUGUUUUUUUGUCAAGUAAUAAAAAUACGUACAUGUCACCAUUAAACAUUUUGUUGAUUAAAAAUAUAAUAAAUCUUAGCAAAAUACCAAGAUUAAAUACUAAUCAACGAUGGUUUAAAGAUAUGCCUUCAGUUAAAGUUCAUGGGUCUAAUCCAGGAAAAUAAUGAAGGGAAAUAUUUAAAUAUCAUUUAAUAUGACAUGACAUAAAUUAUAAGAUAUACAAUUUUUUAGGCUUUUUUUCUUCAGAACGUUGGUAACCAUACAACAUUGGCCCCUAUUGACUCCUGUUGUGUGGACACAAAACCACUGAGACAUUUCUCAAAAUAUCUUAUUUUGUGGUUCAUAGAAGAAAAAGACAAUAUGUAGGUUCUGAAUGACAUGGUGGUAAAUAAAUGAUGACCGUAUCUAAUGCACGAGAGUACAUGGCCAGCAGAUGGCGCUCCUGACAACGUUUUCAACAUUCUAAUGCUCACUAACAAACAUUUGUUUUACAUUUAAAUACUUUGGAUAAAAAGUUACAUUACAGUGAGCUCCUAAAUGCAAGAGUCAGUUUUACACAGAUCCGUCCCUUCCCACAUACCUUGGUAAAUAAACAAUGCAUUGUUACAAAAAGGGUAUGUGUGU
This is a messenger RNA of Triplophysa rosa, 2548 nucleotides long. RefSeq names its product mucin-2. The transcript has 2 exons. NCBI's taxonomy places the organism in Eukaryota, Metazoa, Chordata, Actinopteri, Cypriniformes, Nemacheilidae. Bases 339 to 1676 code for a protein of 445 amino acids. The record is from RefSeq and is a predicted model, not a curated record.